Molecule: messenger RNA, 5333 nt
Organism: Triticum dicoccoides
Lineage: Eukaryota; Viridiplantae; Streptophyta; Magnoliopsida; Poales; Poaceae
Product: RRP12-like protein
Exons: 30
Coding region: 35-5074 (1679 amino acids)
Biological process (GO): protein phosphorylation
Molecular function (GO): ATP binding; protein kinase activity
Source: RefSeq, a predicted model, not a curated record
AUCCCCCAAAACCCUUCUCCCUCUUGCCGCCGCCAUGAAGCGGAAGCAGAGCGCCGCCGCCGCCGCCGCCGAAGUCGACGCCGACGAGCCCUCCCAGGCCCCGCUGCCCCUCGACGACUACUCGGGCGACGUCUGCGCCGCCCUCACCGCGCGCUACGGCCGCUCCGCCUCCGCGCAGCACCGCCACCUCCUCGCCACCGCCGCCGCCAUCGGCUCCAUCCUCACCGACGACGGGCGCCCCCUCACCGCCGAGUCCUACCUCCCCGCCGUCGUCUCCGCGCUCCGGGCCGCCGGCCCCUCUGACCCCGCCGCCGCCGCCGCCCUCGCGUCCCUCCUCGUCAUCCUCAUCCCCCACAUCUCCUCCCUGCCGCCGGCCUCCGCCUCCGAGCCUGCCUCCUCGCUCGCCGCCUUCCUCGCCUCCCCUGACGCCUCCAAGCUCCCGACCGGCACGGUGCGCUCGGUGGUCAAGUCGCUCGGCCAGCUGGCCCUCCAUCUCGACGCCGCAGCCGAUUGGGGCGCUGUCGCCGCGCCUCUGGAGGCUCUCCUCGCUGCCUCUGUGGAUCAGCGGGCCAAGGUCCGAAGAUGCGCGCAGGAGAGCGUGGAGAAGCUAUUUUCUUACUUGGAGCGUUCCGGUUGUGCGAAGAAAGCUAGCAGUUCUGCAAUCGACUUGUUUGAGAAACACAUUUUGUCGGUGAGAAGUCUUGCCAAGUUGGAUUCAGACGCUUCCGAGGCUAAGGAGACGGAGGCAGUUCAUAUGCUAGGCGCGGUGGCAGUUUUAAUUCCAUAUCUAUCUAAGAAGGCAAGGAAGACGGUUUUCUCGGGUGCUUAUCGGCUAUUGAGACCCCGUUUUAGCCCACUAACAAGGCAUGUCCUCAGGCUUAUGGAGACCUUGUUGGAGCAUCUUAAGGCUGAGAAUAUUGAGUCGGAGUUGGAGAAGCUCAUCUCCUUAGUGUUGGCUUACCUGCCUUACGAUGAGAAGAAGCCUGAUGAUACCAUCACCGCAGCAUUACAGCUGAUGAGAAAUUGUUUAGGGAAACUGGUUGGUUGCCCAAAAUUGUGGACAAAGGUUCUUCCGUCUGCAUUCGAGGCAGCUUCAGGAUAUCUAAUUCUGGACAGUAAAUGUUCUGAAGAUGUAGCGGAACUGUUAAUACAGUGCAUCUAUUCUCAUGCCGACCAAAGUAUUUUUGUGACUAAGGAAUCAGGGUGUGAUGCUGAAGAUUCGAUCGAUGGGGCUGCCAUCAAAUCAAUCUGUUUGUCUAUCAAUAAAAAACUUAGAAAGUGUGCUUCUCCUCCUCAAAAUGUGUUAAAAAUUGUCUUGGCUAUGUUUCUCAAACUCGGGGAGAGUUCUUAUGUCUUUAUGAAAGAUAUCCUACUAACUUUGUCACGGCUUGGUUCGAAAAUACACAAAGAACCACACCUGAAGAAUGUUGAGGAGUGCAUUGGGGCAGCAAUAGUUGCUAUGGGGCCAGAUAAAAUUCAUUCUCUACUUCCACUAUCUUUUGAGGAGGCUUGGUUUACAUGCUCAAAUAUGUGGAUUGUACCCAUUUUAAACAAGUAUGUUUAUGGGGCCUCACUACAACACUUUUUAGAGUACAUUGUACCACUAGCAAAAUCUUUACGAGAGGCUUCAAGCAGGGCCAAAAAAGCACGGAAAUGUAAGGAAUUGCAAGGUUGGAGUGAUCAAUUGUGGAAUUUGCUUCCUGCCUUCUGCCGCUAUCCGUCUGAUGUAUAUCAGAAUUUUGGUUCCUUGUCCAAACUGCUGCUAGAGAUGCUGAAGUCUGAUCGGUGUCUCUACAAACCCGCUAGUAAAGGCCUGCAGCAACUUAUAGAUGGAACUAGAAGAUUAAGCAGCAGUGAUGAAGACGUAGAAGUCCCUGCAGAAGUUUCAGCCUUGUUCUCCUCAAAGACUAGUAACUUAAGCUGUGUAAGCUUACAACGGUGCUCUAAAAAAGAUGCUCGUAAAAGCAUGAAAGUCUUGGCAUCACAUUCUGUGGAUCUUCUUUGCACUUUUGCAGAUGAUUUCCUUGAAUCAUCAGAAAAGCGUGCUCAUUUAAAGGAUGCGCUGAGAUCCCUGGCUCAAAUUUCUGGCAGCGCAAACAUCUGUAACCUUUUUCUUUCACUACUUAAAAAAUGUGGUUUGGAAGAUACUCCAUCGACACCAGAGAAUCUAGAAUGUGAAGCAAAUGAGGUAGAUGGAAAGGGCGAAGAGAAUACUGAUUCAACAGUGGAGAUAAAUAAUAAGAGGUCACUUCUGAUGGAACUCAUUUCAACACUAGCUGAAGCUGCUGAUGAGGAUGUUCUUGAUUUGUUUUUUGGAUUCAUCAAAUCUUCUUUACUGGAUAGCAGCAAGUCAUGUGAGAGCAAAGCUCUCUUCGCAUUAAGCACAAUUUUGAAGGAACACCAUGAAUAUUCGUUAGCCCAGUUGGAUGAAAUAAUGAUGCUUCUUCAUGGAAUAAAGCCAGAUUCUAACAAUGCAGUUUUAGAAGGUCAAUUAGUAUGCUACAAGUAUCUGUUGGUUCACAUGAUUAAGGUUAAUGAAGAGAGCACAAGCAAGAAGGCAUUCUUGAUUCUAAAUGAGUUGAUACUUGCAUUGAAGUCUAAGAAGGAAAGUAGAAGACUAGCAUACGAUGUACUCCUGGCUAUUAGUACUAGCUUGAGGAAUUCUGAAUUGAAUAACGGAGAUUCAGAUCUUCAACGGCUAUUCACAAUGGUGAUGGGAUAUCUUUCUAGUCUGUCUCCUCACAUAGUGAGCGGAGCAAUAGCUGCAUUAUCAUUGCUUAUAUACACUGACGCUGACUUCUGCGUGGAAGUUCCAAAUUUGAUACCAUCAGUCCUAGUUCUGCUGCAAAAUAAAGCUAUUGAAGUAAUUAAGGCAUCUCUGGGGUUUGUUAAGGUGUUGGUAACAUCUUUGCAAUCAGAAAAACUGUUGGGUUUGCAAGCAGAUAUCAUGACUGGCAUAUUACCAAUGUCAUCUGUUACAAAGCACCAUUUCAAAGGGAAGGUUAUACUAAUAGUGGAAAUAUUGAUCAGAAAAUGUGGAUUUGAUGCUAUUGACUUAGUUACACCUGAAAAGUACAAGGAGUUUGUUAGAAGUGUUGAAGAGGGCCGCAAGGGGAAUAAUAAUAAUCCAGCAGAUGGUGCACAGUCCGAGGCAAAAGAUCCCGAGCAUCAUGCUCCAAAGAGAGGAAAAUGGGCCGAUUCUGAUGCGGAGCCUUUGCAAGACGAAGUGUCAACCGGAAAGAAGGAAUUCUUCGUCAAAGGGGCAGGGAAGCCUCACUUCCGGGGCGGUAGAGGUAGAGGUAGAGGCAGAGGCCAGCAGCACGGCAGAGCAUCAGGCGACAGAGGUAGUUUCAGAUCCAGAUCCGAAGCGCAAUCAGGAGACGGCCAGAGCAGCAGAGGCGGCAGGCCACGGGGUCGCGGCGGGUUCAACAGGACGCGAGGCCGCGGCGGUGGGAUGGGGCCGUCCAGCCACUCCCCUAGAUUCAAGAAGCCCAGCACCGCGGCGGCAUCGCAGCGGCGGCGGCGGCGUCUCCGUGUCCGGCGGGCGGCCAUGGCGGUGGCGGCGCCGGGGCAGCUGAACCUCGACGAGUUCCCCUCCUGGGGCUCCCGCGGCGUCGACUGCUUCGAGAAGCUCGAGCAGAUCGGCGAGGGCACCUACGGGCAGGUGUACAUGGCCAAGGAGACGGAGACCAACGAGAUCGUCGCGCUCAAGAAGAUCCGCAUGGACAACGAGCGCGAGGGCUUCCCCAUCACGGCGAUACGCGAGAUCAAGAUCCUCAAGAAGCUGCACCACCAGAACGUCAUCCAGCUCAAGGAGAUCGUCACCUCCCCAGGCCCGGAUCGAGACGAGCAAGGGAAGCCAAUCGACGGUAACAAGUAUAAGGGGAGCAUCUACAUGGUCUUCGAGUACAUGGACCACGACCUCACCGGGCUCGCCGACAGGCCCGGGAUGCGCUUCACCGUGCCGCAGAUCAAGUGCUACAUGAAGCAGCUGCUCACAGGCCUGCACUACUGCCACGUCAAUCAGGUGCUGCAUCGAGAUAUCAAAGGUUCGAACCUUUUGAUAGACAAUGAGGGUAACCUCAAGCUUGCUGAUUUUGGGCUUGCGAGGUCAUUCUCCAGUGACCACAAUGGCAACCUGACUAACCGUGUCAUCACAUUAUGGUAUAGACCUCCAGAAUUGCUUCUUGGAAGCACAAGGUAUGGUCCAGCUGUUGACAUGUGGUCUGUGGGCUGUAUUUUUGCCGAGCUUCUUAAUGGAAAGCCAAUCCUGCCAGGAAAGAAUGAGCCGGAGCAGCUGACCAAAAUUUUCGAGCUUUGUGGCACCCCUGACGAGUUAAUCUGGCCUGGUGUCACUAAGAUGCCAUGGUACAACAACUUCAAGCCUCCCCGAGUAUUGAAGAGAAAAGUUAAAGAUGCCUUUAAACAUUUUGACCGGCAUGCUCUGGACCUGUUGGAGAGGAUGUUAACUUUAGAUCCAUCUCAGAGGAUACCAGCGAAGGAGGCACUUGAUGCAGAGUAUUUCUGGACUGAUCCCUUGCCAUGUGAUCCGAAAAGUUUGCCGUCAUAUGAAGCAUCACACGAAUUCCAGACUAAGAAAAAACGUCAGCAGCAGAGGCAAGCAGAGGAAGCUGCAAAGCGCCAAAAAAUAAAUCAUCCUCCCCCACAUUCUCGCUUGCCUCCGAUCCAGCAUCCAGGCCAAUCGCACCAGAUCAGGCCUGGCCAUGCGCCACCUGUGGCAGGUGGCCCGAGCCACUAUGCAAAACCUCGAGGACCUGGAGGGCCUAACAGGUACCCGCAAGGUGGAAACCAAGGCGCAGGCUAUAAUAACCCGAACCGCGGAGGGCAGGGCAGCGGCUACGGGAGCGCCCCGUAUCCUCAGCAAGGCAGAGGACCUCCUCCGUUCCCUGCAGCAAGUGGUCCACGUGGUAGUGCUGGCAGUGGAUAUGGAGUCGGCGGGCCAAAUUACCCACCAGGUGGUCCGCCAUAUGGCACGUCUGGUCCAGGUCGAGGAGGCCCGAACUAUCCUCAAGGCGGUUCUCGCAAUCAGCAGCAGUAUGGUAGCUGGCAAUAAUAUUUGUCAUGUCGUGAUGACACGCCCCUCCAGUUGGAGUAUUUUUUAUUUAUAGAAUGUUUGCUGUUCAAAUUCUGCUUUCUGUGAUUGUUGCGCAACAGCUCUUAAGGUACGUCCUUUAUGAUUCAAGCUGUAUUUUAUCAAUGUAUAAACUGAGAUUGUAGCAGAACAGGCUAUUGAAGUGUGUCGUUUAUGAUUCAAUUUGUAUGUUAUGAAUACACGAAAUGUAUAAUCACCUUAUGAUUCAUGCUGUAUGUUA